Molecule: messenger RNA, 1380 nt
Organism: Cyphellophora europaea CBS 101466
Lineage: Eukaryota; Fungi; Ascomycota; Eurotiomycetes; Chaetothyriales; Cyphellophoraceae
Exons: 2
Coding region: 1-1380 (459 amino acids)
Molecular function (GO): acyltransferase activity, transferring groups other than amino-acyl groups
Source: RefSeq, a predicted model, not a curated record
AUGUCGAGAGGAAACACGCCCGCGUACGUCCUCGGGGUCGGCUUGACCCAGUUCCUCAAGCCACGCCGGACGCGCGAGUAUCCGGAACUCGGCUAUGAAGCUGGUGUCAAGGCCAUGUUGGAUGCGAAGAUUAGCUUCGACGAUGUUGAGACGGGCGUGGCUUGCUACUGCUAUGGUGACACCACCAGCGGACAACGGGUCUUCUAUCAGUUCGGCAUGAAUGGCAUCCCUAUCUACAAUACCAACAAUGCCUGUGCCACUGGCUCAACCGGCCUACACCUCGCCCGGACCUUUGUCCGCAACGGUGCUGCCGACUGUGUCCUCGUCAUUGGCUUCGAGCAGAUGCGUCCUGGCAGCAUCAAGUCCGUCUGGGACGACCGUCCUUCUCCCAUGGGUCUCUCCACCGCCAUGAUGGAGGACACCAACGGCAAGCACAACACGCCUCGCAACGCCCAGUACUUCGGCAAUGCCGGCAAGGAGUACAUGGACAAGUACGGCGCCAAAGCUGAGGACUUUGCUGAGAUCGCCCGCAUUUCGCACGAGCAUUCGCAACGCAACCCCUACGCCCAGUUCCGGCAGAAGUACAGCUUGCAGGAGGUUCUGGACUCGCCUAUGAUCCACCCUCCGCUCACCAAGCUUCAAUGCUCGCCCACCUCGGAUGGUGCCGGUGCCGCCGUCAUCGUUUCGCAGUCCUUCCUCGACGCCCGCCCACACCUCAAGUCCCAGGCUGUCCUCAUGGCCGGGCAAGCGCUCAUGACCGACUCUCCACAACUCUUUUCCAAGAGCGCCAUCGACCUGAUCGGCUUCGACAUGACACGACGUGCCGCGCGCGCCGCCCUCCAAGAAGCGGGUGUAAGCCCCAAGCAAAUUCGUGUGGCCGAGGUGCACGACUGCUUCUCCACCAACGAGCUGUUGUUGCUUGACGGCCUCGAAUUCUGCCCGCCAGGCAAAGCUCAUGAGAUGGUGCGUGCCGGCGACAUCACGUACGGAGGCAAGGGUCCCAUCAUCAACCCCAGCGGCGGGCUGAUCAGCAAGGGCCACCCGCUGGGCGCGACGGGGUUGGCGCAGUGCGCGGAACUGGUAUGGCAGUUGAGAGGCUGGGCUAACAAUGGGCGCCUCGUUAAGGAUACGGAUGUGGCGUUGCAGCACAAUUUAGGCCUGGGCGGCGCCGUGGUGGUCACCGUCUACAAGAGGGCGGAUGGUCAGAAGAACGCCGAGGUCAGUGAUGCGGAGAUCAAGAAGGUCAGCGGUGUGGGCUAUAACCCGGCAGUGGAGGCCAGGUUUGUCACGCCGGAGCAGGGUGAGAAGGUUAGGAGUAAGCGGAAUGCGAAUGAGUAUGCGCUGGGAGACACAAGGGAGAAGUUGCAGGCUCGGCUGUGA